UUAUUAUUAAUAUUACAAUUAUACAAAGAAGACAAAUAUCUAAAUUUGUUUUUAAAACUGCUAUACCACUAAUUAUUAAUUGUAUGAGUAACAAUUUGAAGAUUACUUUAUUGAUUGCUAUUAUUUUGUGUACAUUAUUUUAAAACCUUUUUGUUCAUAAUAUAUUACUAAAAGUAAUAUUAUUCAAAGUAGUUUAUACUUGGUGAAAUUUUUCUAAUAAAUAUCUACUUAUGUGUGUUAAUUUAAUAUCCGUUAGUUAUUGUUAGUCAAGUUAAAAUUGGAUAUUAAUAAUAAUUAAUUCGUGUGACAUGCCUGUUGCAAUGCAUAGAAGACGUGUUAGUAACUUUACAUAUGUUAGUCCUUGUGUAAAAUAUAUGAUAUUUUUACUUAAUUUUCUAUUCUGGUUAUUUGGUGGAUUAUUAGUGGCUGCUGGUACAUUUGCAUUUUAUGAAAAAUGGAACACUAUGGGAUCAAUUAAACUUAACACUUUUUCGGAUGUAAUUCUCAAUAUAUCAUUAGUUUUAAUUAUUGCUGGGCAGAUUAUAUUUAUUGUGAGCUUUGCUGGUUGUAUUGGAGCCCUCCGUGAAAAUACUACUCUACUUAAAUUUAACAAUAAUAAACUGUCUAUUACAUGUUGACUUGUGAAAAACAUC
This is a messenger RNA of Daktulosphaira vitifoliae (grape phylloxera), 653 nucleotides long. RefSeq names its product tetraspanin-33-like. The coding region runs from base 309 to 638 and encodes 109 amino acids. The transcript is spliced from 3 exons. Gene Ontology annotation, cellular component: membrane. The record is from RefSeq and is a predicted model, not a curated record. NCBI's taxonomy places the organism in Eukaryota, Metazoa, Arthropoda, Insecta, Hemiptera, Phylloxeridae.